Messenger RNA from Physcomitrium patens, 3624 nucleotides. The record is from RefSeq and is a predicted model, not a curated record. NCBI's taxonomy places the organism in Eukaryota, Viridiplantae, Streptophyta, Bryopsida, Funariales, Funariaceae.
AUGCGCACACGCGGUCCCGAGAGUUUGGUGAGAAAUAUGGCCAAGGACCAUGAACUCUGUGAGGCUGAUCAUCUUGUCUCUGUACGCAUUAAAACGUUCUGGAGCCAGUGUACUCUUGAUGAGGGGAGGUGUUUUGGGGUAGAUCUGGUUCCAGUAGUGAGUCGGGUAAAAUCACUGGUUCCUUGGGUUGUGUGGUUUCACGGGGAUUUGGAGGUUGUAGGGGGGUAUUUUCCUCUACUGUUAAAGAGAAUCAGCGACCAAAGGUCGGAAACUCUCGGAGAGCUUGAAAGCCUAGAAACCCUGAAGCGGGGGACGGACGUGUCGCGAGCUCGGAUUGCGACGAGGUCACGACUCGGACUGAGUGGUGGCGAAGAAGACGAAGGUUCGGCUCUGUCUUCGUCCCCAAUUGCACUCGCGGAGGUUUUGACGUAUCAGAUUACUACUGGCGCUCAAGGGCAAAAAACUAUCAGUAGCUUAGGGUACAGCAAGCCAUUAUCGUCGUCAAGUAGUCCAGGCCAAACUAUAUCUAGAAGAUGGCUUCACACCCUUGGACUUUUAAGGCCUGGAACUGCCGAUUAUUUAACAGCAAGAAUGACGUUUGGUACGUUUGGUACCACAAGGCGAGGCAUUCAUGAAAUUGGUAGAAACGUCGGCAGCGACAGUGCCCGAAGAGCUUUGCUUCAGAAUUAUGGGGGCAAACGAACGUUUUGCUCUGAAAAUCCUAGGAAGAAAGGCUUUGAGAAUUUUCUUCCAAAGAAUAGGAAAGAUCCUCCCAAAAAUCGAAAUGAACAGAAGUCUGAGCAAAAGAGCGAGAGUCCAAAGCAAGAGGGUGAUAAAUUUGUAACCGAUAUCUCUAAGUCACGACUACAAUCUUUUCUUGUCACUGGUGCUGCAACGGUGGCCAUCCUUGCCACACUUUCUAUGGGUCGCAGUGAUGCUAAAGAGAUCAGCUUCCAGGAAUUUAAGAACAAGCUGCUGGAGCCGGGUAUGGUAGAUAGAAUUGAAGUCACUAACAAGAGCUUUGCGAAAGUUUAUGUUAAAACAGGUUCCCAGCAGAGUUCGCAAGGUAGAUUAGGUGAAGGUAAUAAUGACAAUGGAGGAUUUGAAGACUUGCGCACUGAUUCAGGAUCACAAGGUAGCCGCUCUGGAUCAGUGUAUAAGUAUUAUUUCAACAUUGGAAGUAUCGAUUCAUUUGAGCGUAAGCUGGAAGAUGCCCAGGAUGCAUUAAACACAGAUCCCCAUGACUACAUCCCUGUCACAUAUGUGUCUGAGCUGAGCUGGCAGCUGGAGCUUCUGCGAUUGGCUCCCACGAUUUUGUUAAUUGCUGGGUAUAUUUAUUUCACAAGGCGGAUGCAAGGUGGAGGCUUUGGAAUGGGUGGAGGUUCUGGAGGCAUGGGUGGGCGUGGAAUAUUCAACGUGGGAAAAGCCCAAGUGACUAAGCUCAGCAAGAAUCAGAAGGACAAGGUGAUGUUCAAAGAUGUUGCUGGUUGCGACGAGGCAAAACAAGAGAUCAUGGAAUUUGUUCACUUCUUGAAGAAUCCCAAGAAAUAUCAAGAACUUGGGGCUAAGAUCCCAAAAGGUGCUCUUUUGGUUGGUCCACCUGGUACUGGAAAAACUUUGUUGGCAAAAGCAACUGCUGGAGAAGCAGGAGUACCAUUUCUUUCUAUCAGUGGAUCGGAUUUCAUGGAGAUGUUUGUUGGAGUUGGACCUUCAAGAGUCCGCGAUUUGUUUGCUCAAGCAAGACAGUCCAGUCCCAGUAUUAUUUUCAUAGAUGAAAUUGACGCGAUCGGACGUGCUCGUGGACGAGGUGGAUUUGCUGGAGGGAAUGACGAACGUGAGAGUACAUUGAACCAGCUCCUAGUUGAGAUGGAUGGGUUUGGCACAACAUCUGGCGUGGUAGUUCUUGCAGGAACCAACAGACCUGACAUUUUAGACAAUGCCUUGCUACGUCCGGGACGUUUUGAUCGGCAGAUUGCUAUUGAUCGACCUGAUAUCAAUGGAAGAGAGCAGAUUUUCAGGAUAUACCUUCAGAAAUUGAAACUGGAUCAAGAUCCUGUUUAUUACUCUCAACGGAUGGCAGCUUUAACUCCGGGGUUUGCUGGGGCCGACAUUGCAAAUGUUUGUAAUGAGGCUGCACUAAUUUGUGCUAGAAAUGAGAAAACUGAAAUUACCAUGGAGCAUUUUGAAGCUGCAAUUGAUCGAAUUAUUGGUGGUUUGGAAAAGAAGAAGCGGGUAAUUAGUAAGGAAGAAAGGAGGACAGUGGCGUAUCAUGAAGCUGGACAUGCUGUUACAGGAUGGUUUCUGGAAUAUGCAGAGCCAUUACUUAAAGUGUCAAUUGUACCUCGUGGUACUGCUGCGUUAGGUUUUGCUCAAUAUUUACCGAACGAGAACUUGCUCAUGACAAAGGAACAGCUUUUGGAUAUGACAUGUAUGACACUUGGAGGUCGUGCCGCUGAGCAGGUAUUGUUAGGCAAAAUUUCAACAGGAGCUCAAAAUGACCUGGAGAAAGUAACGAAAAUGACAUAUGCUCAAGUCGCGGUUUAUGGGUUCAGUGAAAAAGUUGGCCUUCUCUCCUUUCCACCGAAAGAUGAUGGACUUGAAAUGUCAAAGCCCUACAGUAAUGAAACAGGUGAAAUCAUUGACCAAGAAGUUCGAGAUUGGAUGGGUACAGCCUAUGCUAGGACAUUGGCUUUAAUUACGAAGCACAAAGCGGGUGUCGAAGCUCUUGCCCUCAGGCUUUUGGAGAAAGAGGUAUUGCAUCAGGAGGAUUUAGUAGCCAUUUUGGGCCCAAGGCCUUUCCAUCAUUCAGAACUGUCAAAUUAUGACAAGUUCAAGCUUGGUUUUGAGCCUUCGAAGGAAGACCAGGCUAAGUUGGGAUCAUCGCAACCAUCUGAAGAUGGCAUCCCUCCGGAACAACCGUCAUCGACUCCUCCAACUCCGCCAGGUUUGGACGGGUCUCAUCCUGUCCCAGUUAUUUUGUGAAGUAAUUGCGAAGGACAUAAUAUAUUUAGAGCUCAAGUCCGAUUUAAUGCGACAUUUUCAACAAAGAGUUACAGAGGUCGGAUGGAUGAAGUUGGUUAUUUGCUUCCCCAUGUUGAGGGUAGUGUUAUGAUGCUACCUUACUACAAUUGCACCAGCACUCCCAUGACUCUGGUCGAUCUAUCUUGAAUAUUGGGAGAGCAUCUCGAGUAUCUCAUUAUUAUCCCUCCGUCUCUUUCCAGAAUUCUUCUUUCUGUAAUUCCAGGUUUCCUCCUCAUGCCCCGUCAUUUUGUUGGACAUUUCAUAAGACUCAGGCAUAUACACUUGCUCUGUAGAAAGAUCCCGAGAAACUUAUGACAUCUUUCAGUAUGUUAUAGGUACAAUCCACGAUAAGGAAGCACGUAGAUUCGUCGAAGGUUUAGAGGUAGAUAGAUGCUGGAUAUCUACAUAUGUACCCAAAUUUUGGGUACAUAUGAGCGCUUGACCUCACCGUAGGUCUCAAUAGCAAACUGAGAAACCUGAUGAAUUUUUCUCGCAAACUCGUGCUGGAUGUGCCAAAGUGGAUCUGCAAAUUUGUCAGGAUCGAGUGACGAAAUAUAUAAAACUGUGAAUAUCGUCACUGAUAACUCACUUCUGUUAUUGGCA